AUGAUCACAGGCGGAACAUCAGGAAUUGGUUUUGCUAUCGCCGAAAGAUUUCUACAGGAAGGGGCAUCGUCAAUAGUCCUAGUGGGAAGAUCUCAAACUCGACUCGAACAAGCAGCCUCAAGACUAGCUUUCUUGACCGGUGAAUCAUCUAGCCUAGAAGAAAGCAAUGGUACAGUUGCAACACGUGCCCCAGAGGAAGACAUGCAACCAAGCACACCCGAAAAUAUCCGUAUUCUUGUCGGAGAUGUUGCAGAGGUUGGAUCAUGGAUGCGAGACCUUGAGAAAGAAAUGGCAAAUGUCGAUAUUCUGGUCAACGCAGCCGGAAUUUCCAUCUCAAACAUCCUACCCAGAUGUGAGCUAGAUGAUAUCUCCAAGACGUUGCGUACAAACCUUGAAGGCGCAAUGAUCACGUCAAGAGCAUUAAUUCGCGCUUCGAUCCGCAGCCGGAUGCGCAAUCGAAAUGAUCCAGCUGCCGGAAAAAGACCAUCAAAGUGCAUUAUUAAUGUUUCCUCUUUGCUAGCCCUCAAGGGUGGAACUGGUGCAGUUCCAUAUGCAGCUUCCAAGGCAGGUCUGCUCGGAUUGACCCGGUCUCUGGCUGUUGAAGCAUCGGCUUCGCUGAAGCAUAUUGUUAUUCGGUCGAAUGCCAUUGUGCCGGGGUAUAUUGAAACACCAAUGAUUGCAGAUUUCACACCUGGAGAAAUGACCAGGCUCAAGGAUCUCAUUCCUCUCCAUCGUUUUGGAGAUCCGCGUGAGAUCGCUGAUGCUGCUGUUUUCUUAGCGCAGAAUGAGUAUGCCAAUAAUUGUGUGCUUAAUCUCGAUGGUGGAUUGAGCGCUGUUUAG
Messenger RNA from Penicillium nucicola, 840 nucleotides. RefSeq names its product SDR family NAD(P)-dependent oxidoreductase. The record is from RefSeq and is a predicted model, not a curated record. Gene Ontology annotation, molecular function: oxidoreductase activity, acting on the CH-OH group of donors, NAD or NADP as acceptor. Bases 1 to 840 code for a protein of 279 amino acids. The transcript is spliced from 3 exons. Lineage: Eukaryota; Fungi; Ascomycota; Eurotiomycetes; Eurotiales; Aspergillaceae.